Messenger RNA from Wyeomyia smithii (pitcher-plant mosquito), 1970 nucleotides. It is a transcript of the gene Fpgs1, whose product is annotated as folylpolyglutamate synthase, mitochondrial. Gene Ontology annotation, cellular component: cytoplasm; mitochondrion; cytosol. Gene Ontology annotation, biological process: tetrahydrofolylpolyglutamate biosynthetic process. The record is from RefSeq and is a predicted model, not a curated record. The coding region runs from base 338 to 1891 and encodes 517 amino acids. The transcript is spliced from 5 exons. Gene Ontology annotation, molecular function: tetrahydrofolylpolyglutamate synthase activity; ATP binding. NCBI's taxonomy places the organism in Eukaryota, Metazoa, Arthropoda, Insecta, Diptera, Culicidae.
GAUUUGUUUACAAUAUGCCGCGUGUGUGUAUAUGAUAAGGAAAACAUAUUACGUGUAGUGGACAUACUUUCUCUUUUUGCCAUGAGGGUUCUCCUCGAUCUCAGUACAUCUUGGUUACUGAUAAGCGACCAGGUUAUUGGGAACUGUUUUUAUUUUCUAUCAAUGAAUCGUAAAAAAUAGUUAGUUCAAGUGCCUCUACGAUUUACGUAGGACAUGUGGCUGUUGCAUCACAACUACCGAUCAUCACAGGCAAUACCAUACUUAAAACACGCGCGUCAUUUUAUUACCUGUUCGUCAAUUAGUUUCAAUUGUGGCCGCACUCAACCGUAGUCGUAAAAUGGUACUCGGAACAACAGCACGUGCUGCAGCUACGUCUCCUGACGUUUCCGUUGCUGGUAAACCUUCGCCGAAGAUUCAGGAGACAUCUGGAUGGCAGCAAUCAAUAAUUGGACCUGCAAAAUCGACCGAGGAAAGCUAUGAAAAUGCUGUUACUGUUUUAAAUUCGUUACAAUCAAAUUACAAUGUAGUUCAAAAUUCGGUCAGCAGGUUGCAUACCUCAGAUUCGAUUCAUAUUCAAGAAACGGUCAAAUUUCUAGGCAGAAUUGGCAUUUCUCUCGACCAACUCGAUCAACUUCCUGUGAUUCAUGUUUCUGGAACAAAGGGUAAGGGUUCCACCUGUUCGUUGGUAGAGUCUAUACUGCGGGCUCAUGGCUAUCGAACUGGUUUUUUUAGCUCUCCGCAUUUGAUUUCUGUCACAGAACGGAUACGACUGGACGGAGUGCCGAUUGAAAAGGGGAAAUUUGAACUUUAUUUUUGGAAAGUAUACAACCAGCUUCUCAUGCAACGCUCUCAUCCACGGGAUUUACCAGCCUAUUUCAAUUAUUUGACGAUACUUGCCUUCGAUAUUUUUCUGCGAGAAAAAGUAGACGUUGCUAUUAUUGAGGUGGGUAUUGGUGGUAAAUAUGAUUGCACAAACGUGCUCCGGGGGACCAAAACGGUCGGUAUUACUUCACUUGGCUUGGAACAUACAAAUUUACUCGGCAAUACAUUAGAAGAGAUUGCAUGGCAAAAAGCUGGCAUCAUUAAGAAUGAUUCAGACACCUUUACAGUUCGGCAACCGAAUCAUUGCCUAGAGGUGAUACAAGCGGAAUGCCAGAAAAUGAAAGCUAGGCUUCAUUUGGCGCCAGAUAUCGAGUCCUAUCAAUGGCAGCGAAAACCAAUGUUUAAUUCUGACAAUCUAGCCUUCCGGUUGAAUAUUUCUCUCGCUGUUCAAAUAGCUCUUAAUUGGAUUGGCAAAACUCGACCGGACAUUACUUUCACCAAAAAUGGCAUGUUAUCAGAAAAGUUUAGCAACGGUAUUGAAAACUGCUUUUGGCCCGGACGGUGUCACGAAAUUCGCAAGGAGAAUAAACGAAUAUUUUUGGACGGUGCUCAUACAGCUGAAAGUAUGGAAAUUUGUGCUCGCUGGUUUCAAUCAUGUCAAAGAAAAUGUAACCCAAAGCUCCUGAUAUUUAACGCAACUGGGGAUCGUGACAGCUAUAAACUUUUGAAUAUUCUAAACAAGUACAUUCAAUUUGAUGGAGUGUUUUUCGUACCAAAUGUAGCUUCACAGAAAAUUAAAAAUAUUGAUUCUGUUAAUUUAAAUUUUCCAAAAGAUCAACAAAUGAAACGCUGCGAGGAAAAUGCACGCCUCUGGAAUGACUUGAAAAAUCAUAAACAGGCACAUUGCGAAGCGUAUGUGCAUCCCGCAAUUGAUUCAAUACUGGAACAAAUUGAUAACAAUUAUUCAACGCUUCAAGAAUGUGAUAUUUUAGUUACUGGAUCAUUACAUCUGAUUGGGGCUGCUGUGACGGCGUUAAACAUGGAGUCGUAUGUGCUUUCUGCUACGUAGAAUGUAUAAAAAAUUAUCAUUGCGCUUUUCGCGUCAGAUGUAUGAAACGUUACACAAGUAAAUAUAUUUUUUACAAUUA